This is a messenger RNA of Penicillium antarcticum, 441 nucleotides long. RefSeq lists its product as uncharacterized. The transcript has 2 exons. The coding region runs from base 1 to 441 and encodes 146 amino acids. The record is from RefSeq and is a predicted model, not a curated record. NCBI's taxonomy places the organism in Eukaryota, Fungi, Ascomycota, Eurotiomycetes, Eurotiales, Aspergillaceae.
AUGGCUGCACAGGGUCUUCGGCAUUCUUCAGCCAACUUGAUGGAGAUGAAUGUUCAAGGAAGAUUGGACAAAGUCGCCAACAGCACUCAUCCAGGCUACCCUAUGCGUGGCUCGGAGACUUGCGGCACGGAAAACGAUUCAUCAACUGCAUGGGUCAAGGUCGAAAAAACCGGGGUGAUCACGUUCUCCAAUUUUCAGGGAGACAACUCGACAUAUACAUUGGACAAUGGACUCAAGCAUGGCAGCCGGUGGACUGCUUCAGACCUGGGAUCUUCCGCCAAGUCGCCAUCCACCAAGUCGUCCUCCACCAAGCUGUCCUCCACCGAGUCAUCCUACACCGAGGCAUCUUCCUCUUUGAUAACGCGGAAGACUUCGCCAUCGAUUUCUGAGUCAUCUUCGACUAAGACCGCCCCUACCCCCGAUUGUUCUGCAGCCUGGUAA